GAAAAUCUCACAGAGACCAACGCAGGGACAGCAGCUUGCCAUAGCUUGGGAGAGCCAAACAGGGCGAGAUGUCUGAGGAAGACGCACCAGUCCCGGAGGCUCCAGUAGAGGGCGAUGUGGAGCCCGCAGUCGUGACUCCUUCCAGAGACAGCCGCAAGUUGGACUGCAUUAUCUGCUACAGCGCCUACAACCUGACCGACCGGCUGCCCCGCAAGCUGUACUGUGGGCACACCUUCUGCCAAGCGUGCCUGCGACGCCUGGACACCAUCAUCAAUGAACAGAUGUGGAUCCCCUGCCCCCAGUGCAGGCAGAACACCCCUCUGCCUCGAGGGGGCGCCAGCGGGCUCGACCUGGACCUGGCCGCCUUCCUGGGCGUGAAGGCUGAAGUGGAUGGUGCGAGGGGCGGAGGCGUAGGGGCCUGGCACGGCGGGCCCGGCGGCCUUGGCAACCACCUGGAGCCCAAGCCAUCCUUUAGCAAGCAGCCAUCGCCACCCAUCGUGGAGCAGCCGCCGUCGGCCUGGGUGCAGGGGGCGCUGGCCGAGCCGCGCUUCCAGCGGAGCCCGUGUUGCCGCCACUGCGUGCUCUGCUGCUGGUGCUGCUGAAUGCGCACGCCGCCAAAAGAAAAGGGACGAGCAUCUGGCUCAGCGGAGACUGCAGGCUGCAUGUGUGAAGGCGCCACACAGGAACUGACAGUUCCUAGGGAGGACCUAAGAAAAGCAACUAAAGCCAGGCUGACACCACAAAAGUUGAUCCUGAUUUUGAAAUUGGGUUGCAUCACAUGCAUAAGGAGAAUCUCCUGAUGUUCUUAUCUCUAAUUUGAAAAUUUGAAAUACUACUACAACACUCAAAAACAAUGGGGCUUGUGACCUUAGUGAAGAACCCUCCCAUUUUCUCAGGCAUGGUGUGGGUCUUUGCCACUGCCACCAGAAAAGUUUCAGCAUUGCUGAAUUUGAGCCACUGUCUGUCAUUACAUAGCUCUGUAACACACCUAUGAGUCUACUGUUUAGUUUAAUAAAUAUGUUUGAGAAAGUUAAUCCAACUACAGACCACAGAUUAAGUAUUUCACUGGUCCAUCAAGUGUGCAGAACACGGGUCCCCCUUGGACUGGGACUUCCCAGUUCAGCCCUGCAUGUGUUGGUAGUCAUCCUCAGGACAGUGCAGUUCCUGCAUGUCAAGCAGGAUUGAGGACAAAGAUGUCUGUGAACUUGAAACUUCCAUGCGCAUGAGUGUGAACUUUGAUGAACUUCAUAAUUAUCAGCUGAUGGACUUUCAUGGUGUUUAGACUUUCUCCUGCCUGCUCUAGGUGUGUUGUACUUACAUGGACGACAUUCAAAGUUAAUACUGUCUCUGCUUCCUACAAGUCUGGGACACUACCAUUCUCUCAGGACUGCUGCUAAGCAAAGGUCCUCGCAAAGGACAUGUGACCCUGCAAGGCGAAACCAGUCGUCUUGCGCACAGUGCUAUUUUGAG
Molecule: messenger RNA, 1470 nt
Organism: Alosa alosa (allis shad)
Lineage: Eukaryota; Metazoa; Chordata; Actinopteri; Clupeiformes; Clupeidae
Gene: rnf224
Product: ring finger protein 224
Exons: 3
Coding region: 69-602 (177 amino acids)
Source: RefSeq, a predicted model, not a curated record